UGCUCUGUUUAUUUCAGACAUUCACCUACCGUUCGAAUGAAAAAAUACUAAUUUUGUAACUGAUACGUAAAGUGUUUAAGUGUAGUGUUAUUUACGGAAUUAAGUAACAGAAAGAAAAUGUCACUUGUGUGAAAUUUUUUUCUAUUUACUCGCAUAAAGUUAUGCGGUGAAAGUGAGGUAAUCGAAAUGAAAGAACAUUAAUUACAGUUUUCUCUAAAGAUGCAAGGAAAAGUUCAAGGACCAAUUGAGGAUGUGGAUUUUGAAAAAGCUAUGGAAAUUGCAGGAUAUGGGAAAUUCAGUGCGUUUGUGAUUCUGGUGAGUGGACUGAGUCUAUGUGUCCCAAUGUUGGGUGCUAUGGACGUCUCCUACCUGCUACCUACAGCCCAAUGUGACCUGGACCUUAGCUCUGAGCGCAAGGGUCUCCUAGGAUCUGCCUACUUCAUAGGUAUAAUCGCAGCUUCACACCUCUCAGGUUUCCUAGCCGACACUCGGGGGAGAAGAUACAUCCUCGUGAGGGGAACUUCAUUAAAUGUGAUUGUUUACAUUUUCGGAUCUAUGGCUCCAAAUGUUUGGUUAUUUGUCCUCCUUAAAAUACUAUCUGGUGCACUGUGUGCCUCUGUCCUAACUGCUAUGCUGCCGCUCCUGGGAGAGCUCGUCCCCCGCAGGAGAGGUUCUCAAGCCGUGCUGGUGGCCAUGUCCUUCUCUUCUCUGUAUCUCCUGUAUUCUUCUUUGAUUGGGUGGCUGAUCCUAGGAGAUGAAUGGACGAUCAACCUUUACCUCCUAAACUUUACUCCUUGGAGGCUGUUCUACCUGUUGUGCUGCUUCCCCAGCCUCCUCUCCGCCACCCUCCUUCUUCUCAUUCCAGAGAGUCCCAGGUUUCUGCUAGCCAGUAACAACGAAGAUGCGCUAAAGGUUCUCAGGAAGAUAUACUCAUAUAAUACAGGAAACGAAGCUGAAUCCUACCCAGUGCAAUCAGUGACCAAGAACGCUGAUGAGGCCAGUUCUCCCGAGGGAGCAGCCGGGUUACUACGCCACAUCCUCGACCAGACACUGCCAUUGUUCAAAUCUCCUCACCUCAGGAAUACUAUUCUUUGCAAUAUGCUUUCAUUCAUUUUCUUUCUUUGCCACGACACGAUGCUACUUUGGCUGCCCGAGAUUACCAACCGUAUGGCCUUCUAUGAUGACUCGUCUCAGCAACCAGCCUGUUUCUGUGAAAUGUUGGAGUCUGAAGUAGAAUACAAGCCAAACACCAGUAUCAAUGUCAGCUGUCAAGUCGAUAUGAUUGUUACAGCCACGACACGAUGCUACUUUGGCUGCCCGAGAUUACCAACCGUAUGGCCUUCUAUGAUGACUCGUCUCAGCAACCGGCCUGUUUCUGUGAAAUGGUGGAGUCUGAAGUAGACUACAAGCCAAACACCAGUAUCAAUGUGAGCUGUCAAGAUGAUGUACAAGAUGAUGUGUUUAUCCCCAACAUCAUCCUUGGAGUUGCCCAUCCCACCGCUUUGCUGGCCGGUAGCUUCCUGGUCCGGCUGGUCGAUCGAAG
Homalodisca vitripennis (glassy-winged sharpshooter) is the source of this 1543-nucleotide messenger RNA. Its product is annotated as synaptic vesicle glycoprotein 2B-like. Bases 220 to 1401 code for a protein of 393 amino acids. The record is from RefSeq and is a predicted model, not a curated record. The transcript is spliced from 8 exons. NCBI's taxonomy places the organism in Eukaryota, Metazoa, Arthropoda, Insecta, Hemiptera, Cicadellidae. Gene Ontology annotation, molecular function: transmembrane transporter activity. Gene Ontology annotation, biological process: transmembrane transport.